Molecule: messenger RNA, 855 nt
Organism: Parnassius apollo (apollo)
Lineage: Eukaryota; Metazoa; Arthropoda; Insecta; Lepidoptera; Papilionidae
Source: the annotation of a GenBank genome assembly
AUGAUUAUGUAUGUAUGUUUCCAGCCAGAAGGCGGUUACCAGUUAAAAUGUUCGAAUAUUCUCGAAAUUACUUGGAUCUUAGAGAACAACUGGUCACCCAUCGCCUCAUUUCAUCACCGCAUGAAAUUCGACUUGGAGUACAUAAAUGAAUCGUAUAUAAAGACAGUAGCUCAAGCACACAAACAACUGUCCAAUCCAAAGCUUGACACGGAUGAGAGGACGUUAUUGUUGGCUAAAAUCAUCAGCACAUGCUUAGAAGCCCAAGGGCUGAAUCACAGUGUACAAGAAAGCACAGAAUCCGAGUCGGAGACAGUAAGAAUAGAGAAAAGACGCAAGAGCUUAGACAAAGAACCGGAAAUGCCGGUACCAAAGAAAAAGAAAGAGGAUUGUGAAGUGAUGGCGCCACCAAAAGCACUCCCCAAGAAGCCUAAAGGCAAAGAAAAUGUAGCGGAAAAUCACAAAACCAGCAAAACAGGGAAAAGAGUGAACAGUGAAAUUGGUGAUAAUAUUGAAGGAAAGAAAGCAAAGAAUAAUAUUCCUGAGAAAGUAUUAGAACCUAAGAAUAUAGUUAGUCACAAGAGAACUCCAAAUGAAACAGAACAUACAAAGGUCAAUAAUGAUAUGCGUAAAAACAAAAAGUCUGAUAAUUUAACUAAAGACAGAGAGUUAAAAGAAACUGAUAACGAAAAUGUCAAAAAUCCUAAUAAAAUGGAGAGGGAAAAUAAUAAUAUCGCUAAACGUAGUCAGAAAGAAAUAGAAUCAAAAAAACCUGCUAACACUCAAAAUCAAAGUAAGGAAAAAGAGGGCAAACCUAAGAACUUUAACGAAGGAAAUAAAAAACCGGAAAAAAGGUAA